GCAUCAUCAUCACCAUUCACUACUACGAGCGUUCACCAAUGGAGACGGCCACGCGCUCUAGUGUUCCUCACACAUAGAUUUCAAAGAACCGUAGGCGUAAAGUCCGACCAUCAUCAUAACCAUCAUCCGUGGAAACGUAUCCUGCAAUGAUGAAUUCUGCCGAGGCGGCUGAGGAAGGACCGAACGAUCCAGAUACGGAGCAGUUUUUCAAAACUGUUCCGUCUUUCUCAUCAGGAUCUCUUAGGAAUGAUGGAAUAAAGGCAGCUGAUGUUCUAACAGUUUUAAGAGAGAAGGUUGCCUUUGUCUCAGGAGGAAGAGACAAGAGAGGGGGACCCAUCCUUACAUUCCCUGCACGAAGUAAUCAUGACAGAAUAAAACAAGAAGACUUGCGGAAACUGGUGACCUACCUCUCUACAGUGCCCAGUGAGGAUGUAAGUAAACGAGGGUUUACAGUGAUCAUAGACAUGCGCGGCUCGAAGUGGGAUCUAAUCAAGCCGUUGCUGAAGACGCUACAGGAGUCGUUUCCAGCUGAGAUCUGCGUCGCUCUCAUUAUCAAACCAGACAACUUCUGGCAGAAGCAGAAGACCAACUUUGGCAGUGCCAAGUUCACCUUUGAGACCAGUAUGGUUUCAGUGGAAGGUCUGACUAAGUUGGUGGACCCGUCUCAGCUGACGGCAGAUCUGGAAGGGACCCUGGAGUACGACCACGUGGAAUGGACUGAGCUCCGUGUUUCUCUUGAAGAGUUCACUGGAGGCGCUCUGCACCUCCUUUCCCGGCUGGAGGAGCUGCAGGAGGUGCUGUCUCGCCAGGAGCUGGCCACUAAUGCAGAGGAAGCACGGAAACUCCUGGAGGAGCACGCUCGACUGAGGAAGACUAUGACGAAGGCCCCGGUGGAUGAGUUAGACCAUGAAGGACAGCGGCUCCUUCAGAAGAUCAGGGACGGGGGAGACGGAAGGCUCUCUGGUGGGGCAGACUUCCAGAGUUUGGUACCUAAGAUUUCCACCCUGUUGGAUAAACUUCAAGUUACGCGGCAGCACCUGCUACAGGCCUGGCACAACCGCAAACAGCAGCUGGACCAGUGUUUUCAGUUACGAUUGUACGAGCAGGAUGCAGAAAAGAUGUUUGAAUGGAUCGGACACAAUAAAGAGCUGUUCCUGCAGACGCAGACAGACAUUGGCGUGAGCUACCAGCAUGCAGCAGAUCUACAGACCCAGCAUGACCACUUUGCUAUGAACUCUAUGAAUGCGUAUGUCAAUAUUUCGCGUAUUGUCUCGGUGGCGACGCGGCUCUGUGAGGCGGGUCAUUAUGCUGCCGCUCAGAUACAGCAGAUCUCUGGUCAGCUGGAUCAGGACUGGAAGAGCUUUGCUUCGGCGCUGGAGGAGCGCAGUGCCAUCUUGGCCAUGUCCUCUGUGUUCCACCAAAAGUCUGAACAGUUUCUUUCCAGCAUGGAGGGAUGGGUGAAGUCAUGCGGUGAGGGCGGCUUGCCGACAGCAACGCAAGAACUUGAGAUGGCCAUUCACAACCACCAGAAUCUGUACGAGCAGGUCACCGCAGCAUAUACAGAGGUCAGUCAGAAAGGAAAGACACUACUGGAUGUGUUGCAGAGGCCUCAGCCUCCGGCUGACUCGGGGUCUCUGACGGCAGGGGCCGACUACAGUCAGGCGGUGAGGGGGGUUCUGGAGGGGGUCCAUGAGGUGGUUCAUCAGUAUCGCAGACUGGAGGGUCUCUUGCAACACCGCAAGCUCCGACUGCACCAGAGACUUCAGCUGUGUGUGUUUCAACAAGAUGUGCAGCAGGUCUUGGACUGGAUUGAAAACCAUGGCGAGGUAUUCCUCAGUAAGCACACAGGAGUUGGGAAGUCUGUACACAGGGCAAGAGCACUACAAAAACGGCACGAUGACUUCCAGGAGGUGGCACAGAACACUUAUACUAAUGCGGAUAAGCUCUUGGAGGCAGCGGAGCAGCUGGCUCAGACGGGAGAGUGUGAUCCAGAAGAGAUUUACGCUGCCGCCCAUCAACUGGAGGUCAGAGUUCAGGAGUUUGUACGGAGGGUGGAGCAGAGGAAACUACUGCUGGAUAUCUCAGUGUCUUUUCACACCCACACUAAAGAGCUGUGGUCGUGGAUGGAGGACUUGCAGAAGACUCUUGUGGAGCCAGUGGUGAACUCUGAGUCUGUGGAUGCUGUUCAGGAGCUGAUCAGACUGUUUCAGCAGCAGCAGAGCAGCACUCUGGAUGCCAUACUCAAUGUCAUCAAAGAAGGAGAGGAGCUCAUUCAGCAUCUGCGGGACUCAGCGUUGGCCUGUAAUAAGCUGCCUCAUGCCAGCUCUGUGGCUCAUAUCGAGGGCGUUCUUCAGCAGUUGGAUGAGGCUCAGGCUCAUAUGGAGGAGAUUUUCCACGAGCGCAGGAUCAAACUGGACAUCUUCCUGCAGCUCCGUAUCUUUGAACAGUAUGCCUUGGAGGUUAUGGGUGAGCUGGAUGCAUGGAAACAGGAUCUGAUUCGACAAGCAACUGAUUUCAACACAGAAGAACUUACGCUGGCUGAACAGAGAUUACACAGACACACUGAGCGCAAACUCGCCAUGAACAACAUGACCUAUGAGGUUAUACAGCAGGGACAGGAUCUUCACCAGUACAUCAUGGAGGUCCAGGCUUCAGGUAUGGAAAUCACUGGAGAAAAAGAUGUUGACUUGGCGGCAAAAGUUCAAGAGCUGCUGGAGUUCUUGACUGAAAAACAGCAUGAGCUGGAAGUGAGCGCAGAACACACACACAAACGUCUGGAGCAGUGCCUUCAGCUACGACACCUGCAGGCCGAGGUCAAACAGGUGCUGGGUUGGAUCCGUAACGGUGAAUCCAUGCUCACAGCGAGCACAACGAAUGCAGGUUCCCUAUCUGAGGCGGAACAACUUCAGAGAGAGCAUGAACAAUUUCAGCUUGCCAUGGAGUCUCUUCUCCAUGCCGACUCCCUGCAGCGCACCCACCAGAGUGCCCUGCAGCUCCAGCAGAGGGCGGAGCUGAUGUUGCAGGCGGGUCACUAUGACCCAGACGCUGUCCGGGCCUGCGCUGAGACCGUGGCCCUGCACUGGCAGACCCUCAUGCUGAAGAUGGAGGACAGAUUAAAGCUGGUUAAUGCCUCUGUGGCCUUCUACAAAACAUCUGAACAGGUAUGUAAUGUAUUGGAGAGUCUGGAACUGGAGUACAGGAGAGAGGAGGACUGGUGCGGGGGUCAUGAUAAAUUGGGCUCAACGGCAGAGACUGACCACGUCAGCCCUCUCAUCAACAAACACCUGGAGCAGAAAGAAGCCUUUCUCAAGGCGUGUACUUUAGCACGUCGUAAUGCGGAGGUCUUUCUUAAAUACAUCCAUCGAAACAAUGUGAGCAUGCCUGGGGUCGCUCCCCACAAUCGAGCCACUGAGUCCCAAGUCAAAGCCAUUCUGAGUGAGCUCCUACAGAGGGAAAAUCGUGUCCUUCAUUUCUGGACUAUGAAAAAAAGACGUUUAGAUCAAUGCCAACAGUACGUUCUGUUUGAACGACAUGCCAAACAGGCCAUAGACUGGUUACAGGAGACAGGAGAAUAUUUUCUGUCCACACACACAUCGCCUGGUGAUACCAGCGAAAAAACUCAGGAACUACUAAAAGAGUACGAAGAUUUCCGUGUAUCCGUAAAGCAAACACAGGAGAAGGUAAAGCUGUUGAUCCAGCUGGCUGGUAGUCUGGUUGAGAAAGGGCAUGUCCAUGUGACCGAGCUCAAGAGGUGGGUUUCUACGGUGGACAGAAGGUACAGAGACUUCUCUAUGCGGAUGGGUCAGUACCGCUGCAGCUUGGACCGAGCGGUAGGAGUGUGUUCUGAGGGCAGUAACAUUAUCCCAGCCAGCUUGACCCACACUGACCCAGAGGUCAACCUCAGCGAUCCCGACCAAGAGGUUAAUGAGGAAAAGAAGAAAUCUGCCAGAAAGAAAGAGUAUAUUAUGGCUGAGCUGCUCCAGACAGAAAGAGCUUAUGUACGAGACCUACAGGAGUGUUUGGAGACCUUUCUCUGGGAAAUGACAAGCGGUGCUGAGAUCCCAUCUGGAAUUGCGAACAAAGAACAUGUGAUCUUUGGGAACAUUCAGGAGAUUUAUGAAUUCCACAACAACGUUUUUCUGAAAGAGCUGGAAAACUAUGAGCAGCUUCCAGAAGAUGUGGGCCAUUGUUUUGUCACAUGGGCUGAUAAAUUCCAUAUGUACGUCACCUACUGCAAAAACAAACCUGACUCCAGUCAGCUCAUCCAGGGCCAGGCCGGAAGAUUCUUUGAUGAGAUACAGCGGAGACAUGGAUUGGCCAAUUCAAUCUCAUCGUACCUGAUCAAACCCGUUCAGAGAAUCACCAAAUACCAGCUUUUACUGAAGGAGUUGCUGACAUGCUGUGAGGAAGGGAAAGGAGAAAUAAAGGAGGGUUUGGAGGUGAUGCUCAGUGUGCCUAAACGUGCUAAUGAUGCCAUGCACGUCAGCAUGCUGGAGGGUUUUGAUGAGAACCUGGCCGUACAGGGGGAGUUGAUCCUACAGGACACCUUCCAGGUGUGGGACCCCAAAUCUCUGAUCCGCAAGGGCCGGGACCGACAUCUCUUCCUCUUUGAGAUCUCUCUCGUUUUCAGUAAAGAGAUGAAAGACUCGUCAGGACGCACCAAAUAUGUUUACAAGACCAAGCUGCUGACAUCAGAGUUAGGAGUCACCGAACACAUUGAAGGUGAUCCGUGUAAGUUUGCUCUAUGGGCCGGCCGGACACCUACAUCUGACAACAAAACAGUUCUCAAGGCCUCCAGUAUAGAAGUGAAACAGGAGUGGAUCCGGAACAUCAGGGAAGUGAUUCAAGAGCGAACCAUUCACCUGAAGGGGGCACUAAAGGAGCCCAUACACCCUCCCAAAACCCCAGCCAGACAGCGCAGCAUCAGCAAGAGGGAAACGACUGAGGACGCAGACAGCCAGGGUGAUGCCAGCAGCCAGCCGGACACAAUCUCCAUCGCUUCCCGCACCUCCCAGAACACUGUAGACAGUGACAAGGUACAACUACACUACAAAAACACAAUCAUAACUCUAUGACAUCCACUAUGUAGA
Cyprinus carpio (common carp) is the source of this 5090-nucleotide messenger RNA. RefSeq names its product kalirin-like. Gene Ontology annotation, molecular function: guanyl-nucleotide exchange factor activity; protein binding. The transcript is spliced from 33 exons. Lineage: Eukaryota; Metazoa; Chordata; Actinopteri; Cypriniformes; Cyprinidae. Gene Ontology annotation, cellular component: cytoplasm. The record is from RefSeq and is a predicted model, not a curated record. Bases 147 to 5075 code for a protein of 1642 amino acids.